CGCUCUGGGCGCCUCCCGGGGUGGCGGCAGCGGCGGCGGCGCCCGUGCCUCCUGCAGCCAGCGCGGCGUAGCGGCUGGAGGAAGAUGGAGACCCACAUCUCGUGCCUGUUCCCAGAGCUGCUGGCCAUGAUCUUCGGCUACCUGGACUUCCGAGACAAGGGUCGCGCGGCGCAGGUGUGCACGGCCUGGCGGGACGCCGCCUACCACAAGUCGGUGUGGCGGGGCGUGGAGACCAAGCUGCACCUGCGCCGGGCGAACCCGUCGCUGUUCCCCAGCCUGCAGGCCCGGGGCAUCCGCCGCGUGCAGAUCCUCAGCCUCCGCCGCAGCCUCAGCUACGUGAUCCAGGGCAUGGCGAACAUCGAGAGCCUCAACCUCAGCGGCUGCUACAACCUCACUGACAAAGGCCUGGGUCACGCGUUCGUGCAGGAGAUCGGCUCACUGUGCACUCUCAACUUGAGCCUCAAGCAGAUCACCGACAGCAGCCUGGGCCGCAUCGCUCAGUACCUCAAGGGGCUGGAGGUACUGGAGCUGGGGGGCUGCAGCAACAUCACCAACACAGACCUUCUGCUCAUCGCCUGGGGGCUGCAGCGCCUCAAGAGUCUUAACCUCCGCAGCUGCCGCCACCUCUCGGACGUGGGCAUCUGGCACCUGGCCGGCAUGACGUGGAGCGCUGCCGAGGGCUGCCUGGGCCUGGAACAGCUCACCCUGCAGGACUGCUAGAAACUCACGGAUCUCUCCCUGAAGCACAUCUCGCGAGGGCUGACGGGCCUCAGGCUCCUCAACCUCAGCUUCUGCUGCGGCAUCUCGGACGCGGGCCUUCUGCACCUGUCGCACAUGGGCAGCCUGCGCAGCCUCAACCUGCGCUCCUGCGACAACAUCAGCGACACGGGCAUCAUGCACCUGGCCAUGGGCAGCCUGCGUCUCUCCGGUCUGGAUGUGUCUUUCUGUGACAAGGUGGGAGACCAGAGUUUGGCUUACAUAGCCCAGGGACUGGACGGCCUCAAGUCCCUCUCCCUUUGCUCUUGCCAUAUCAUUGACGAUGGCAUCAACCGCAUGGUGCGGAAGAUGCACGGGCUGCGCACGCUCAACAUUGGACAGUGUGUGCGCAUCACGGACAAGGGCCUGGAGCUGUUCGCGGAGCACCUGAGCCAGCUCACAGGCAUAGACCUGUAUGGCUGCACCAGGAUCACCAAGCACGGCCUGGAGUGCAUCACGCAGCUGCCCUGCCUCAAGGUACUUAACCUGGGACUCUGGCAGAUGAUGGACAGUGAGAAGGUGAGGUGAGGGCGGCAGUUCCAUUUCCCUGCCCCGCCCUGCUCACCCCACGACCACCACUGUUCCCGCACACUUACAUGCGCACUUACACGUUCAUGGCAGUGGCCGCGAUGGGGCCACGACGCAAAGCCUGGGCUCUUUUCUCCUAGGGCGCCCCUCCCCACUGCAUCUGGGGUUCUUCUGCUCCCUCUGCCCACUCUCCUCUCCUCUCCCAGUGGGUGGAGAGAUGGACGCUGCUGCUUCUCUGCCCACUCUUCUGCAGGGUAUGGAGACUGAUUCAGCCACCGC
Messenger RNA from Myodes glareolus (Bank vole), 1563 nucleotides. It is a transcript of the gene Fbxl14, whose product is annotated as F-box and leucine rich repeat protein 14. Lineage: Eukaryota; Metazoa; Chordata; Mammalia; Rodentia; Cricetidae. Gene Ontology annotation, biological process: SCF-dependent proteasomal ubiquitin-dependent protein catabolic process. The record is from RefSeq and is a predicted model, not a curated record. Gene Ontology annotation, molecular function: protein binding. Gene Ontology annotation, cellular component: SCF ubiquitin ligase complex.